This is a messenger RNA of Aspergillus ibericus CBS 121593, 1761 nucleotides long. Its product is annotated as diacylglycerol acyltransferase type 2A. NCBI's taxonomy places the organism in Eukaryota, Fungi, Ascomycota, Eurotiomycetes, Eurotiales, Aspergillaceae. Gene Ontology annotation, molecular function: diacylglycerol O-acyltransferase activity. Gene Ontology annotation, cellular component: endoplasmic reticulum membrane. The transcript is spliced from 2 exons. The coding region runs from base 305 to 1531 and encodes 408 amino acids. Gene Ontology annotation, biological process: triglyceride biosynthetic process. The record is from RefSeq and is a predicted model, not a curated record.
GGGGAACCUCAGGCUCCAUACCUUCCAUCACACGUCACGGGGUCCGCCGUGGACAAACUUAUAUCUGCUAUCUCUCCUUGCGAGGAUUGCAGGUGCUGAACUAACCGCCUAGGAGCCUACCUCGACUGUCUCUAGUAAUAUCCGGGCACUUCGGUGGCGGCCGCCUGAGAUUGAACUCAGAUAGACCGACCUUGUAUCACUGGGCCUGGAUAUGAUUCAUGAUCAGUCUCAAUCCUUGUCGCCCUAAAGCACAUUUGAGCUCGGCACCGCAGAUUCAGGGGUGGUUUAUGCGUCUGGCCCACUGAUGUCGGCCUCCACUACUUCUCCGGACCCUGUUCCGCUUGGUCAGGAAAAUGCUGCGCUGCAAAAUACACCUGCCGAGGGUGCCUUCAAGAGGCUCUGGAAGCGGGUAGGUUUGUCAUACAACAAAAGCUCAUCCACGAUCCCCAGUGGUGUUACAUCCUACCAUUCUCGCGCAACUCCGAAGGAACAAAAGGGUCCAAGUAUUCAUUGGGCACCACUCAAUAUUGGACUCGAACGGCGGUUGCAGACUUUGGUGGUCCUGUGCCAUACUUUGACAAUAGCGAUAUUUUUAACGGGAUUCUUCUUCACGUGUGCAAUUCCUCUAUUCUGGCCUCUUCUACUACCUUACCUCAUCUUUAUUUCCCUUUUUUCAACCGCAGCUACGUCGGGCAACCUAAGUGGUCGAAGUGAUUUCUUACGCUCACUUAGUGUGUGGUCAAUAUAUGCGUCAUAUUUUCCAGCCCGGUUGCAUCGAUCAGAGCCUCUACUUCCUACGCGGAAAUAUAUUUUCGGAUACCACCCACAUGGCAUUAUCUCCCAUGGUGCUUUUGCGGCAUUUGCCACCGAGGCACUGGGGUUCUCAAGGCUAUUCCCGGGCAUUACGAAUACCCUGCUUACACUAGACUCAAAUUUCCGAAUUCCUUUUUACAGGGAGUAUGCGCUUGCUAUGGGGAUUGCUAGUGUUUCUCGCGAAUCAUGCGAGAACCUGCUGACGAAGGGUGGCAUUGACGGUGAAGGAAUGGGCCGUGCUAUUACCAUUGUCAUAGGCGGCGCUCGCGAGUCGCUUGAUGCUCUUCCACAUACCUUGCGCCUUGUACUCAAGAGGCGUAAGGGGUUUAUAAAAUUGGCCAUCCACACUGGCGCUGAUCUUGUGCCGGUGUUGGCCUUUGGGGAAAAUGAUCUCUAUGAACAGGUACGCUCUGAAAACCAUCCUGUCAUACACAAAUUACAGAUGCUGGUGAAGCAUACAAUGGGAUUUACUAUUCCAUUAUUCCAUGCCCGUGGAGUAUUCAACUAUGAUGUUGGUUUGAUGCCAUAUCGUCGACCCCUUAAUAUCGUGGUUGGUCGUCCCAUUCAUGUUGUGCAGCAACGUGAUAGGGAAAAAAUUGGCGAUGACUAUAUCAAUCAUCUUCAUUCCCUGUAUGUACGAGAACUGGAGAGAUUAUGGGAGGAAUGGAAAGACGUUUAUGCCAAGGAUAGGACAUCGGAUAUUGAAAUUGUUGCUUGAUAUGCCCUGGUAACCAGUGUCACAGGAGCAAGAGAGACUGUUCUGUAUCUAUAUUUCACACCAGCAGGUACACAAUACUUGGAAUGAGAACCAAACAACGAUAUUAGUGUCGGGUUUCACCGAGGUUUAGAGGUACUGGCAAUAAAAGAAACUUUGUUUUCCCUGAUGAUUAUGCAAGAUCCUAUGGUUUUUACGUGUUUUCCAGUGCUGCUACAGAUAUAAUUCCUAAG